CGCCUUGUUCUCCUCCGUCAUCUCUCCGGCUGUAUUUUAGGCGCCCUCAGGUCGAGUUCGGCAAUGUCUUCCUUUCCCUCAAUAUCUUCCCCCAUUCCGAUACCACAAGGCACCUCUAUUGAGGAUGAAGCCCGCACUGCAUCAACACAUCGCGCGACGAAGCGCAAGCUGGACGACGCGUUCUCGAGGCUGGACAGUGCGAUUGGACAGGAAGAUGAAAGACCACCUCCUCCAAAGAGAACCAACACGUCAAGCUCGUUCCUCAGCACGCUUUCGCGCUACGGGAUCAUGUCCAAGUCCAAGUCGGCACCCUCUUCCUCAAGUACUAUGCUCAGGCGUACACCUCACCUCAGCAAGAUUCUAAGCCGCGCAAAGUCCACAUUCAGGCCACCCCCCACCACCUCAGCCGCUCCUCACGCCGCCUACCGUCCUUCCUCAGUGACUUCCUUCCUCGAGCGACUGGCAACUUUUAAGAUUGCGACGUAUUCCGGGAAGCCGAAAUGUCUCGAGGCAUCCGCGGCAGCGGCGGCGGGGUGGAUAAACGACGGAAAGGAUCGACUGGUUUGCGGGAUCUGCAACGCGUCAUGGGUUGUCGCAGGACGAGAGGGUCUUUCCCGCGACGCGGCGAAUGCGCUUGUGGAAAAGCAGCGCGCAUCUUUGGUCGAUGCGCACAAGGAAGGCUGCCCAUGGAGAAAACAACAAUGCGAUGCCUCUAUCUACCGAAUACCUCUGCAAUCACCUCAGACCAUGGUCCGCGCCAUCAAGUCCAACGCGGUCGCGCUCGACACACCCUUCGCCAACGUGCACGUCAAGCACCCCCUCUCCUCCACCCAACUAAGCUCGCUCAAGCAAACGAUCGCGAACUUCAGCUUACCCGACGCUACUGGACCUGUCCCCAAGCCGUGCGAUGCUGCCGUCCUAGCCUCGCUCUUCGGUUGGUCCGUCCCCGCCACCCCGGAGCGGCCGUCGUCACUCUCUCGCCCAACCUCUUUCACGCGAAAGACGCCCAGCCUAUCGCGGGCGGGGACGCCUUCAGCCUCGCGCGCCGCCACACCAGCACCGAUGGCCUCCAUCUCUCGGCCGGGGACGCCAACAAAUGCGGCUAGGCGGUCUGCGUUUCUCCCAUUGGCAUCUUCUUCGCUCUCUAUCGCUUUGGGCACUGGUCAGGGCGCUGCUAGCGCCGGUGACAUCGUGCACUGCGCGCUGUGCCAGCGUAGGGUGGGCUUGUGGGCAUUCCGCGCCGCCGAGACCGAGAACGGGAAUGCGAAUGGGACUGGGCACACGCUGGAGGGUCCUUCUUCGCCGUCACCCAGCGAGGAACCGGCGCGCAAGCCACCUCCUCGUCAGUUUGAUCUACUGAAGGAGCAUCGCGCCUUCUGCCCCUACGUCGUUCAGUCGACGGUCGUGCCCUCGAUGCAUGUCUCGCCAUCGGGGGCCAACGGCCUGACCAGGUCGGCGACCAACGCGAGCGCAUUCGAGCAUGGGCGCAAGAGCAGCGUCGAGCAGCACCGCAAGACCGGCUCGACGUCCUCGCUCGCCGACCCGAACGCGCCCGUCGAGGGCUGGCGCGCGGUGCUGACGAUCGUGCUGCGCUACGGCGCGAGUAGGCGGCAGCGAGAGCGCAUCGAGGAGGGGGUGGAGUUGAUGGCGACGAGGGAGGCGGAGGGAGGACCAAGCGCAAGAGAGGGAGACGAUGACGCAAUGAGCGAGGAUAGCGCGGGCGUUGAGAGUAUGGUGGAGGACGUGAAGAAGCGAGGGGGGAGGGAGUUGCUCAAGUAUGUCAAGGGUUUGAUUGGGUAGCGACCAACGGUGACAGAGUGUGUCCUUGGUAGACAAUAGAUAACCGCAUGCUCGGAGGACUUCCUUUGCGCGGCGUCUACUGCUUUCCAGCGGGGACGUACGUUUCCAGCGGGGACGUACGGCGGCAUCAUGUCGUAUACGAAUACGGUGCUUCGGUUUGGUCUAGAGACGCAGAGCCUGCCUGUCGCUGAACAGAAGUCGUAGUCCGCCGCUGUGCCGGACCCUUGCCCA
Schizophyllum commune H4-8 is the source of this 2031-nucleotide messenger RNA. Its product is annotated as zf-C3HC-domain-containing protein. NCBI's taxonomy places the organism in Eukaryota, Fungi, Basidiomycota, Agaricomycetes, Agaricales, Schizophyllaceae. The record is from RefSeq and is a predicted model, not a curated record. Gene Ontology annotation, cellular component: nucleus. Gene Ontology annotation, molecular function: zinc ion binding. The transcript is spliced from 6 exons. Bases 64 to 1800 code for a protein of 578 amino acids.